Messenger RNA from Topomyia yanbarensis, 1501 nucleotides. Its product is annotated as retinoid-inducible serine carboxypeptidase-like. The record is from RefSeq and is a predicted model, not a curated record. The transcript has 4 exons. NCBI's taxonomy places the organism in Eukaryota, Metazoa, Arthropoda, Insecta, Diptera, Culicidae. Gene Ontology annotation, molecular function: serine-type carboxypeptidase activity. Gene Ontology annotation, biological process: proteolysis. Bases 131 to 1459 code for a protein of 442 amino acids.
GUUCCCGUCCACUUUAGUACACCGGUGGUAAUCGUCGGAUACCGUUCAAUUUCGGUUUGGGAGUUCGUAAGACGCGUUUGAGUGUAGUGACUUUACAGUAGAUUUGGCAAUAUUUACGACUGUGGUUACAAUGUGGGCAAAGUACGCAGCGGCCGUUCUUCUGAUAUUCGGAACCUGCAGCGGAGUUCCCCGCGACGGUUUUGGGCCUGGUAAGCAGGAUUGGGGUUUCGUAGAGGUUCGAAACGGAGCCCACAUGUUCUGGUGGUUGUACUAUACAACGGCAGAUGUAGACCAAUUCACCGAUCGUCCACUACUAAUUUGGCUGCAGGGAGGUCCUGGAGCGUCGUCUAUGUAUGGAAAUUUCGAAGAACUUGGCCCAUUGACUUUAGAAGGUGACGAACGGAACCAUACCUGGGUCAGAAACUACAACGUCCUGUUCAUUGACAACCCGGUCGGAACCGGAUUCAGCUACGUUGAAGAUGCAUCACUACUAACCAAAACGAACGCAGAAAUUGCUGAUGAUCUGCUCACCUUCACCAAAGAGUUUUACAAACUUAACCCAGAGUUCAAGGAUACGCCACUGCAUAUUUAUGCCGAGAGUUACGGUGGUAAAAUGGCUCCGGAGUUCGCCUACGUGCUGGAUAAGGCUAUCAAAAAUGGAGAAAUCGAUAUCAAACUGGAAUCGGUCGGUAUCGUGGCACCGUGGGUAUCACCAAUCGAUUCCGUUCUGUCGUGGGCCGAGUUUCUACUGAAUAUGGGAUUUGUAGACACGAAGGGAUACCGCGAGAUUCAAGCGGCGGCUAUUGAAACGGAACAUAUCUUGAACGAGGGUAGAUAUGAGGAAGCGACCUGGCAGUGGGGUCGCACAGAGUCAGUCAUCGUGCAGGAAACACUGGGCAUCGACUUCUACAAUGUUCUCUUCACUCAGGAUUUCACAUCCACUCGAUCGAGGCUGGCAAUGUUUGCGAAGGAUAUGAAAAAGGCAACCUUGGACAGUGCCAUUCGACUCGCUUCUGAAGAUCGCGAUCAAAUGCUGGAGGAUCUGAUGCGAGGUCCUGUCGCAACCGCGCUACAGCUACCCCCGGAAUCGGUAUAUGGGUCACAAUCUGGUAGCGUAUUCCAGAGCAUGAGCGGAGAUUUCAUGAAGCCUGCGAUUCACAUAAUUGAACUUUUGCUUAACAACACAAGUUUAGACGUCAUGGUCAUCACCGGUCAGCUGGACUUGAUAGUCGCUACACCCGGAAAUGUCGUUUGGUUGGAAAAGGUUCAAUGGAAUGGGCGUAACCAAUACCUGCAAGCUCCGAGGAACGGUAUUGGCCCACACGGAAUGCUCGAGGGAUAUAAGAAAAGUUUUGGUAAAUUGCACAUGUACUGGGCCCUACGUGCCGGACACAUGGUCCCAGCGGAUAAUCCAGUGCUGAUGGAUUACAUUCUUCAAGAGCAUGCAGGUUUCCCCUAAACUCAUACCUCUUCUAUAGAUAAUAAAUCCAUGAAAACAUUA